UAUGGUGAGUGUAAAAUAUUAACACAUAAUUAGGUGUUAUGAAAGCUUAACGUUUUAAAACACGAUUGUGAUUUGUGAUUAGUACCAGGGGUAAGCAAUUAAUAAUAAUAAAGAAAGAAAAGGGCAGUAGUGACUAGUGAGUGAUGUAUAAAAUAGAAGAGCGCACAUUAGUGAUGGUAAGUGGUAAUAAUAAUAAAGUAAACUAAAAGAAUAUAUAAGAGGAGGUGCAUACUGCAUAGAUAGCAUAGAUAUAUGGGGGUGGUGAUUUGGCAUUUUGUGGUUUUGUUCGGUGCUUGUUGCUGUUGGUUGGUUGUUUGUUGGCUGCCUUUGAGGACUUGAGGAGCGGCGAGUUUUCCCUUUUUCUUUCAGCAGCUAAGGAGUUGUGACAACUUUUGACUAGUGUUUAUACAUGUAGCACCAGCAUAGAAGAGGCUCAACACGCCCACUCUUGUGUUGUUUCUUUUCUUUCUCAAACGUGCUUUCCAAUCUUCUCUUUGUAAACAUUUCACUAAUACUUUGUUGUGUGUGAAUCGGAAGAAUGGAUUCAAGUAAUGAGGUUGAAAUGCAGGAGCCGAGUAUUGAAACCGAUAAGCUAAGCUACGAAAUAUUCUCCAUUCUGGAGAGCAAGUUUCUAUUCGGCUACGACCAACAGAAGCUCUGGUUCCCCAAGAACAUACCUACCUCUAUUGAUCCCAAACCGGAACUUCUUCAACCGCCAACCGUCGCAACCAUUGACGCCGUAUCUUCCCUCAAGAACCAGCGUGGCAAGAUAUGCAUCCUCUCCAUCGACGGCGGCGGAGCCAUGCGCGGGAUCCUCGCCGGUAAAGCCCUAGCCUACCUUGAAAAUGCUCUCAAGAACAAGUCUGGCGACGCCAACGCCACAAUCGCCGAUUACUUCGAUGUCGCCGCCGGUGCCGGCGUCGGAGGCAUCUUCACCGCUAUGCUAUUCGCCACCAAGGACCACAAACGUCCGAUUUUCGCCGCCGAAGACACCUGGAGGCUGCUGGCCGAGCAAGGUCGCCGAUUCUACCACCCUAACACCGGAACCAGAACAUGCUCCGGCCGCCGAGGAUUCUUACGAAGGCUGUUCGGCGGUUCCAGCUCCGGUUCAAUCGGUUCGGCGACUUCCGGUCUAGAGAAAACCGUUAAGGAAGCGUUUACGGGCGAGAACGGUCGAAGCUUAACAUUGAAGGACACGCUGAAGCCGGUUCUUGUUCCGUGCUAUGACUUGUCCAGUACGGCGCCGUUUUUGUUCUCACGUGCUGACGCCUUAGAAACCGACAGCUAUGACUUUCGGCUCUGGGAGGUGUGCCGGGCCACUUCGGCUGAACCGGGUCUGUUCGAGCCGCUUCAGAUGCGGUCCGUUGAUGGCCAGACCAGUUGCUUGGCGGUUGACGGCGGUUUGGCCAUGAGCAACCCCACCGGCGCCGCCAUCACGCACGUGCUCCACAACAAACAGGAGUUCCCCUUCGUCCGCGGCGUGGAGGACCUCCUCGUGCUGUCCCUCGGCACCGGCCAGCUCCUCGAAGCCCGUUAUGACUACGAGGAGGUCAGGAAGUGGAAGCCCAAGGAUUGGGCCCGGCCUGUGUCCCGAAUCUCUGGCGACGGCUCAGCAGACCUAGUCGACCAAGCUGUUGCCAUGGCUUUUGGACAAGGCCGGAGCACAAAUUAUGUUCGCAUUCAGGCAAACGGGUCUAGGAUGGGGCGAUGUGGACCCAAUGUGGAUACAGAUUCAAGUCCUGAGAAUGUAAAGAUGUUGAUUGGGAUGGCGGAGGAGAUGUUGAAGCAGGAGAAUGUAGAGUCAGUGCUGUUUGGCGGGAAGCGGAUCGGCGAGCAAAGUAAUUUCGAGAAACUUGACUGGUUCGCCGGAGAACUCGUCCAGGAGCAUCAGAGGAGGAGCUGCAGAAUAGCUCCCACUGUUGCUUUCAAGCAAGCUACCCCAAAAGCGACCUAAUUCAUGGACAAACACUUGCAAGAAUCAACAUAAAGAAAAAUUAAUGAAAGAGGGAAAAAAACAGGGGAAGAACAUGAUAUAUAUAUAUAUAGCUGGAAAAACAAGAAGCAGGGGGAGUAGAAAAAGAAAAAAAAAGGAAGAGGUUGAAGGGGUAGUAAACUAGUAAUAUUUAGCAGCUUUAAUAUGCAAGAAUAGACAAAGAAGUGUUAGGGAGUUGAGUGAAAAGGACAAGUAGUGUGUAAGUGUAAAAAAGGGUGGAAAAUCUCUGUGGGAUACUUUGUUCUCCAUAGGACAGACAUGUGGUCUCCACUAAAACCUUUCUAUGAGGUAAGAUACCAAGAAAAAGAAAAAAGAAAGAGUUGAAGGCUUGAAGUUUUUUAGGGUCAAACAUGAAAUCAAGUGUGAAUUCUUUUCAUUUAAAAGAAUUCAGGGUGGAAUAUUGGAUUACAUAUUUACAUUCUUCAUUUUUAAGUUUUUA
Molecule: messenger RNA, 2432 nt
Organism: Arachis ipaensis
Lineage: Eukaryota; Viridiplantae; Streptophyta; Magnoliopsida; Fabales; Fabaceae
Source: RefSeq, a predicted model, not a curated record